This is a messenger RNA of Stomoxys calcitrans (stable fly), 2579 nucleotides long. RefSeq lists its product as uncharacterized. The record is from RefSeq and is a predicted model, not a curated record. The transcript has 5 exons. NCBI's taxonomy places the organism in Eukaryota, Metazoa, Arthropoda, Insecta, Diptera, Muscidae. Bases 393 to 2486 code for a protein of 697 amino acids.
CAUUAAAAAAAAAUCAACAGUAAUUGGCUAAAAUAUUAUUACAAAAUGUGGAUUGAUGUGGUUUUGCCUAAGGAAAAAUUAUUUGACCUAUAUUGCCAUUCCGAAAAUAUUUUUUUUAUUGUUUUCUUUCUUUAACUCACUUCAUGCUUGUAGGUCUUAAUUAUUUUGUUAGCAGGUUUGAUAUGAAUAAAAUAUCAAGUUGGCAUCUCUGGUUCAAUUUGUAUGUUAUUGUUCUUCUUCUUAGCUUGUGACAAUAAUUCACAAUAGACCACUGCCACUAAUUAAUAAACUAGGCAUUUUUGUAUUUGUUCAAUUAUAUGUCGAAUAUUCAAUGUAAACUUUGUGAACGCUUAAAAAAAACAAACAAAAUAUAAGUCGGUGUGCAUUCCAAAAUGUGUGCAAGUGAAGAUAAAGCAUUUUCUUUUAAAUUCGAAACCGAAGACAACAGCAAUUUUAGCAGCAGUUACCAGCAGGAUGAGGAACAGUCGGAUAUAAACCAAGUGGGCGAGCUAAUACCCAUAAAAACUGCUGAGGGUGGUCAUACCUCAGUGUAUCUGCGCACCGGAAAUAGAUUGUUAUUUUGUUCGGGAAAAUACUUUUACAUUGAACACACGAUCGCACAAACGGAUCAUCAGAAAGAACACACAGGCAUAGUGUGCACUUGCCACACAUGUGGUGUAAAAAUAAAGGGGUCCCUUAAAGUUAGCUCCAAUUUCAUAUGUCACUUGAAGAAUAAACAUCCCGAAGUUUAUCAGGAAUUCCUUAGGCAAAAGGCCGAUUUUAGUGCUCCCUACGUACGAUCAUGGAAGAAAAUAAAUAGCCAUAGGGUAAACCCAUACCUGCCAACGACACCCUUACUAAAUAACUUUAUACAGAACAAUGAAAAGCAGGAGCAGUUUCAACAGAGCGUUCUGCGAUUUCUGUUAGCUACAAACCAGACUUUCGAUGUUGUUGAAAACCCCAGCUUUUUAAAAUUAUUUGAGUUCAGCGAAGUACCUCGGCAAAUGCAUGCGGCUGAAUAUUAUGAAAAACUUGUGGCCGAAGCCUGUGAGUAUAAGAAAUUGGAAUUAUGCCAAACAUUUAACGACGGCAGUGUAUUCGUGUGCAAUACAAUUGAUACCUGGACGUACAACAGCUCCAAAUUUCUAGCAAUAUCUUCGCAUUGGAUAGACGAACACUUCCAAAGACAAUCAGCUUUUGUAGCCUGUAGAAGAUUGUCUAUGGAAGAGGAUUGUGAAGAGGUGCAAAAUAAAGUUUUUGCACAUUUUGGUUUCGUCUCCACAACAAUAACUGCUUGUCCUACCCAUAAUAUACACAACAUGACUGAAGAUUUUAUAAUAUUUGGGCUUUCCAAAGAAGUUCUUGCGGAGCGAGGCAAAAAUUUGCAGGAGGAAAUGAUCUACCAAUUGAAUUUUUUGCCCAUAAGCAACAAGAACGCAAUGCAGUUGGAAAUUUUAAAAUUACAUAAAAUAUGGGUACGAAAUUUCGUAAGCAAACUUAACAACGAUAUGAAACUUGUACAUAGGACAGUUAUAGAAAAAUGUUGCCAUAUUUGGUCUAGUUGGCAUUGCAAAGAUUUUAAAGAGUUUUUCAACUCUCUCUUUGGUGAACCCUUAUCAAAACCCCAAAUAUUUUCUUCGACCUCUAUAUACACGGCCAUUAAACAAUUAGUUGCAAACAAAAAUAAACUAGAGCAACUAUGUCGUUUAAUAAAUAAGCCCUGCUUCAGUUUGGAAGAAAUAGGCUACUUGGAGGAAUUGCUGGAUGUAUUUGAACCCUUGAAUGCAGUAUUUGUAUUUCUGGAUUUACCACAAAAUCACUAUUAUGGCUGCUUUUUGCCCUCGCUUGUUACACUAAAGUGGAAAUUGACACGCCUGUAUAACAGCAAGAAAUUGUUCCGUUUACAAGAUACCUUAAAGCUUCUAAAAGAAGAAAUUCUGCAUGAAUUCAAAGACUAUUACGAUUUAAGUGAGAGUAAAUCAGAGGCUGUAAUAGCAGCACUAACAUAUCCUCCGGUUAAAACACGUUUUCUUAUGGGAUUGAAAGAUAACAUAAAUUGCUUGAGUUUCCAACCACGCACUGUGUUGCUCAAAUAUGGAAAGGAUUACCAUCAACAUCACGAGGACCAGCCAAAUUCAAACAAUAAAAUGUCUGUUUGCCAGGGUCAAAUGUCAAUGGAACAUUCAGCGAAUGGCUCAGACUUCUUUGAUUUCGGAGAUACCACAGAAACUGUUGAUGAUGAAGCUAACCUGCCGCAUACUUUAAGAUUGGAAAUAGACACGUAUUUGGCAGAUGCAGGCUCUACCUUGAUAUCAUUACAAAAGUAUCCAACUAUUAGACGCAUGUUCUACCGAUUUAAUACUUGCAUACCAUCCCCAACUUCGGUGUAUCGCAUAUUUCCGGUACACGAUAUCUUACAAAGUAGUUUAAGAUUUGACUCGAAUGAACAUUUUGAAAAUUCACUAUUUUACAAAUAUUACCACUGAAGCCGAAUUUCCUAGGAAUACUGUAUUUAUUAGUUUUUAAUAUUUGACUGUAAAUAAAACAAUUAGAAAAUAAAAAUGAAUCUUAAAUAUGAA